GCAUAAUCGUUAUGAAUGGCGAGGCUCCGACUAUACUGGCUUGCCGAGAACUCCAAUCGUUGCAACCGAAGGAAAUACUUGUACUGCGCUCGCGCCUCGCAUUCGUACGCCGCUCCUUCCCGCGAAAACUCGCGCGCAACCAUGUCUCAUUUGAAAGUUUUGCGCGGCAAUUUCGUAAAUCUCCUAAACUCGCCUAAACUAACGCGUAAAACUAAAAUAGUUCGGAAUGUGUUGACUAACAGGUGCUUCGCUACGAAAGCUGCCCCGGUCGUCGAAGGCAAGUACCUGACUUCGACAUGGGGUGAAAUUGAAAUCGGGAAAGAAACUUUGACGGAUUACGUGUUUCGGGACGUCGAGUUAUGGUUGGACAAGCCUUGUGUGACAUGCGGCGCAUCCGGGCGUGGAUACGACUACAGUAUGAUGCAUCUCAUGAUCGAGCGCUGCGCCAACGGCCUCGCCGGCGCCCUGAAGAUGAAGCCGGGAGAAAAGAUCGGACUCAUCCUGCCGAACCUGCCCGAAUUUGUGGUCCUCAUCUACGGAGCUAUGAAGGCUGGACUUGUUGUUACGUUCGCCAAUCCACUAUAUACUGCCGAUGAGGUGACACGUCAAUUCAUGGAUUGCAACGUGAAAUGUAUUGCCACUAUCGAGAUGUUCAUGCCUGUGGCUACCGAAGUGGCCAAGCACCUCAAGGACUACAAAGGCACUAUUUGGGUCGGCAGCGAUGUGGAACACCAGGAUGGUGUGUAUGGCCUGAAGCCCCUCCUCAUGGCGGACCACGAGGCAGACCUGCCCGAAGUGAACGCGGACGAUGUCUGCCUCAUCCCCUACUCCAGCGGCACCACAGGCAUGCCCAAAGGAGUCAUGCUGACGCACAAGAACCUCGUGUGCAACCUGAAGCAGAUCCAGUGGCCUAAGAUGAUGAAGUAUGAGGGAGAAAAAGGCAAAGGCGAUGUGGUGCUAACGGUUCCGCCAUUUUUCCACAUCUACGGGUUCAACGGAGUGCUGAACUACAACCUGACUCUCGGCUACCACGUCGUCAGUAUACCUAGGUUUACCCCGGAAGACUACAUCAAAUGCCUGUCCGAGUACCAGCCCACAACCUUGUUCGUGGUUCCCUCGCUGCUCGCGUUCCUCGCCACGCACCCAUCCGUCAAGAAAGAACACCUACAGUUCGUCGAGACCAUCAUGGUCGGGGCUGCGCCCACUACGGACAGCAUGCUGGAAAAGUUCUUGCUCAAAUGCGAGAAGACGAAGGACGAGAUUCGUUUGUUACAAGGUUACGGCAUGACAGAAAGUGCCCCCGUGGCUCUAAUGACGCCGUACGUGUACCCUUACAACAAAGUGGGGUCGGUGGGGCAACUCAUCCCCAGCACACAGGGCAAGAUCGUCUCGCUUACCACCGGCGAGAUGCUGGGCCCCCACAAGUCUGGUGAACUGCUGAUUAGGGGACCGCAGGUAAUGAAAGGCUACUGGAACAACGAGGCGGCAACCAAGGAGACACUGGAUGCCGACGGCUGGCUACACACGGGCGACGUGGCUUACUACGACGACAACCAGUACUUCUACAUCGUCGACCGCACCAAGGAGCUGAUCAAGGUUAAGGGUAACCAGGUAUCUCCCACGGAGCUCGAAAGCGUAAUAAUGGAGCUGCCAGAAGUGGCCGACGUGGCGGUCGUAGGAGUCCCCCACGCCCUGGCCGGCGAGGUGCCCCGCGCCUUCGUCGUCCUCAAACCCAAGAUGACUCUCACAGAGAAGCAAGUCUACGACCUUGUAGCCACUAAACUCACUAGGUACAAGCAUCUCGAAGGAGGAGUCACUUUCCUAGACUCCAUCCCGAGGAAUGCCGCCGGUAAAAUCAUGAGGAACGAACUCAAAGUUAAAAGGUAUACCCCUAAGAAGUGAUUUGUAAAUAACUUUAUAGUAUUAUAGUGAAUUGUAUAGAAAUACGAGCUGUGAUUUUUUAGUAUAAUUACUAUGGUUUAUAGUAGAAGUAUUGUUUGUUAUUUUAUAGUUAAUUAUAACUGAAAGGUAUUAUAGGUUUUAUGUUAUUCUGUUAUGUCCCUGACAAUCUUCCAUGAAAUGUAUGAUGGUCGAGGGCAAAGUAUGAAUGUAAUAAAUUGUUAAAUAGGUGAAUAAAUAAAAUAAAUUUAUUACAA
Molecule: messenger RNA, 2156 nt
Organism: Leguminivora glycinivorella
Lineage: Eukaryota; Metazoa; Arthropoda; Insecta; Lepidoptera; Tortricidae
Product: probable 4-coumarate--CoA ligase 1
Exons: 9
Coding region: 16-1902 (628 amino acids)
Biological process (GO): fatty-acyl-CoA biosynthetic process; long-chain fatty acid metabolic process
Molecular function (GO): long-chain fatty acid-CoA ligase activity
Source: RefSeq, a predicted model, not a curated record